Paramuricea clavata is the source of this 620-nucleotide messenger RNA. NCBI's taxonomy places the organism in Eukaryota, Metazoa, Cnidaria, Anthozoa, Malacalcyonacea, Plexauridae. The record is from the annotation of a GenBank genome assembly.
AUGAUUCUAGAAGAACUAUUUGGUAGUUGUGUGGCCCUCGUCUUGCGUUUGAUCAUUCAAACACCACCGAUAUCCCGAGAAAAUCUACAAAGCGAAUACACGUUGAUAUCCGCUCCAAAUCUUGAACAAGACGAAGUAUACGACGGCUUAAUACACCAGGAGUACGAACAAGAGCCACCGACCGAGGUCCCUUGUUAUGAAGAUGGGACGUUUGUUUGGAUGCAAGCUGACCCAAGGCGAAAUUUCUGCGAAUCAUCAAUCCGAAGUUUGAAGGCAAAUGUCGGAUUAAUAACGGCGGUUGUUUUCGUAUUAGGUUCGCUUACAGUUGGAGUCGUCUACGUGGACUUAAAUUCAAAUGACGCUUGUACAGAAUGGACGGACAAAAAUCUUAGUGUUCCAGCGCACGUACAUAAAUUACGGAUUGUUGGAAAGUCUGUCAAAUUAUUGCCGUUGUUUUCAUGGUUUCCAGCAUGCAUCGCGAUGUUGUGGGGUUACAGAGAGUUCAAAAAGAAUUACCUUGCGCGUUUAUUUUUCUGCGCGUUUGUACCAGGAUCCAUAACUUGUGUUUAUAGAAUUAUUAUGUUUGAUAAGUUUACCAACGUUGAUUACAACCUAUACAG